This is a messenger RNA of Apus apus (common swift), 3496 nucleotides long. RefSeq names its product serum amyloid A like 1 (gene SAAL1). The record is from RefSeq and is a predicted model, not a curated record. Lineage: Eukaryota; Metazoa; Chordata; Aves; Apodiformes; Apodidae. The transcript has 12 exons. The coding region runs from base 33 to 1418 and encodes 461 amino acids.
GCGCGGUUGCGCUGGUGGCGGUGCCGGCCGCCAUGGACCGAAACCCGUCGCCGCCCUGCAGCGAGGCGGGGGAGGAGGAGGAGGGCGACGCGGUGGGGAGCACUGUGUACAGCAAGCACUGGCUGUUCAGCAUCCUCACCCGCCUCAUCGAGGUGAUCCGCCCCGAGGGCGCCCAGGCCGAGCUGGACGAGGAGAUGGAGAAUGACAUCUGCAAAGUGUGGGACAUGUCGAUGGACGAGGAUGUUGCUCUGUUUCUUCAGGAGUUCAACGCCCCUGAUAUAUUCAUGGGAGUUUUUGCCAAGUCAAAAUGCCCUCGCCUUACUGAGAUCUGUGUGGGAAUAUUAGGAAAUAUGGCCUGUUUCCAAGACAUAUGCAUGUCAAUUAGUAAAGAUGAGAACCUUGGCCAAGUACUACUGCAACGUUUGUGUGAUUCAGACUCUCCAACUCUUCUGGAAACAAGCAGGUUGUUGUUAACCUGCCUCUCCCAGCCUGAGGUGGCCAGUGUCUGGGUUGAGAGAAUCCGAGAAAACCCUUCGGUGUAUGACUGUGUUUGCUUUAUCAUGUCCAGCUCUACAAAUGUUGAAUUACUGGUAAAAGUGGGUGAAGUGGUGGACAAGCUGUUUGACCUAGAUGAAGAGCUGAUGUUAAACUGGGUCAAAAAUGGCACUUGUCGGUCUGUGGGACCGUCUGGAGAUGAUUCCCCUGAAGAACUUCCAGAUUUUAAGAUUGUGCCUUGUAUACUUGAAGCAGCCAAACAAGUCCGAUCAGAUAAUCCAGAAGGACUUGAUGUUUAUAUGCAUAUUUUGCAGCUGCUGACCACGGUGGAUGAGGGUGUUCAGGCUAUCGUGCAGGCUCCUGAUGGAGGAAAAGAGACUUGGAGUUUGCUUUAUGACCUUGUUUGCCAUGAGCUUUGCCAGCCAGACGAUCUACCGAUUAUUGUGCAGGAACAGAAGACUGUAUUGGCCUCUAUUUUGUCUGUGCUGUCUGCUAUGUUUGCUUCACAGACAGAACAAGAAUACACCAAGAUGAGGAAAAAUAUGCCUCUGAUUGGGAGCUUGAUUCGUAUCUUGCAAUACAUGGAGGGCUGUGGGAAGAGAUCUGUUGAUAACUCAAAUGAGUCUGAACAGCAAGAGGCUGGAAGGGCUGAUGUAAAUGAGGAAGAUUUCCAUUUAAAAAUUUUGAAGGAUAUUUGCUGUGAAUUACUUUCCAAUAUGCUUCAAGAACUGACCAAGGAGAAUACUUUAGAAGGACUACACCAGGGACAUUUAAAUGAACAGACAUGUUCCUGUGCAUUUCAGAACUUAUUACCUCUGUAUUUUGCAUCGGUGGAGAGUUUCCUAGAAGUUCUGCGUGAAGCUGAUCAGACACUUGCUGACACUCUAGAAAAACGUUUCCCAAGCCUGAAAGUUCAUACCUAAGAAUGUGACUGAAAUACUUUCUGUCUUUGGAAUGAAGAUUUUUUACUAUUUCAUUACAAUAUUUCAGACACCAAGUUUUCAGUAAAUACAGGAGAAUGAGGCAACCUCCUUACCAACAGGUCGCUUUUAAGAAAUGUUCAAAGUAGCCUUGAUUAACCCAGGGUUAAUCAGGUCUGCAUGUGAACAAAAUGACUGUCAAUUCAGUUCUUCAUCUUCCAUCAUAUUUGCUCUGGUGAUGAGACUGUGGAUUUCUGAUUGAUCUUCUGCGGCACAGUGUUCUUUGAAUAACUCUUGAUUCUCUUUUUUUCAGUUGAAGUUGAAACAGCAAAAUUAAUGAAAUGCACUGAGGAGCUGUUUAACAUGAUGCUGGUUUCUUCCAUGUUGCUUUUGGCAGAAGUAGGAUUGAUCAGUAGGAAAACCCAGAUGUUGUCUGCUGAGGACCUUCAAGCACCUGAUAAAAACAGAAUUAAAUUACACAGAAUUGGGUUUUUGUUUUUUUUUUGGUUUUGGUUUGUUUUGUUGUGGGUUUUUUUUUCCUCUUUUAGAUUUUAUCAGUACCUUGAGCAGGUAUCGUAACAAACGUUUCAUCCUGCUUCUUUAAAAUCAUCACUCUUCUUACGUUGAAGGCUCUUCUACGCUGCAGCUCUGAGUUGUGGCAUCUAGGUCCUGUGCAGUUUAAAGGAUUUGAGAAGAUGGUUACUGGUGGUCUCUGCUGCAGCUUUCAACUAUUGCAGCCAGUUACCCAGAAUUAGAGUUGCAGGGCAGCUUUGGGUUUAAUCCAUUACAUACUUGCCAACUUUCUGCUUGUUCAAAUCAGUCUAUACUUCAUUUUAGGAAUGUAACAGUUCUUUUCUUAUUCAUGUCUUAUGAUUUAUCUGUGAAUUAUAUUUAAAAUGUCCUAUUAGCCUCAAGUUUUUGGUGGACCUUAAGGUCACUUGCAGUAAAUUCAGUCUACAAUCUUCUAAAAAUCCCACUUUCAGUUACGUUUUAACUGCAUUACAUUUUUAGAUCAGUUGCCUUUGUGCAGUUCAGUGUGUCUGAAAAGGCAGCAUAGCAACACAUCAGCCUCAGUCCUUCUAUAAAUGAGAGUGGAAAACAGUUAAUCUUUGUUAGGUUUGGGAUGUAAGAGAAAAUGGAAACCAGUGCAUAGAGAAUAAUUUAGUACCAUAUACACACAUUGCCUGGCUCUCCAGGUCUUAUGGAUGUUAAGUAUUGUGCUGGGCCAUGUUUUGUUUGCCCUGAGUUACCUGUACAUGUGGUAAAAUACAGUUUGUGUAUAUGUAUAUAGCCUUUUCAUCCAAACUUCCAGUUUUCAAAGAGUGCAGUUGAGUCAUUCCCUUGGGCUGCCAGCAGCAUCUUAGUUGUUGGCAGGGGAUUCAGAAUCACAAAGGUCUGAUUUGUGUCACUAAAAUGAAUGGCCAUGGUUUCUAUCAGUUUUUGUAUGCUAAUGUUUAUUGGAGAAAACUGGUAACUGUGAAUAGGAUGACAGCAUUUUUCAUACUACUUUGACAGUUUUUGGCUAUUUUCUUAAACCUACAGAUUUGUAAUAAAGUUUCUUUUUUAUAAAAAAAACCCUGUAUGCUUUUAUUUAAGUGUUCAAAUUUGGUUUUUGAGCAACUGGAAAUUUCUGUUACUCUCAAGUGUGUAAUUUGUAAGAGGAAAAUUGAACCUCUUGGUACUGUCGGUGUCCUGUACAAUAGGUUCCCCUUCAUGGGAUUUUCAUUUUAACUCUUACUUUCUUUGCUUAGUUGUUUAUGUGGUCUGGAAGUUAAUGUCUUUCUCAUCCAGUUAACAUUUUUUUCAGCUUAGUUUGUCCCUAGGUGCACCAUAAAUAUGAUAGCCCACCGUAGUUAAGACUUAUUUCUGGCUUGUGUCCUAAAAUUUGUUGUAAUUGUUGAAGUUUUGUCAUAGUUGUUGAAUGUAAUGUACAAAAAAACUGAGGCAGUAUCUGUUGUUUUAUUUUGUUCCUGCUUUUCAAUGCACAAGCGUCCAGUAUUGACUGGAUUAAUUGUUAAAUGUGGUAUCAUUAAUUACAAAGAGUAGGUGAAAUAUAUAAUUUUUGAGAAAUAACUGUUGCC